AAAAAUCUAAAAUAAUCAUUAACAGAUACAAAACAACGAUAAUGAGUGCUAAAAUUAAUCCCGACUUACAAAAAGAACGCAAUACCGCCACAUUUGUGCCCAAGGAAUUCACAGUUUGGUGGAAGGGUGGCCAAAAGAAAUAUGAACAGUUACUACAAUUGGAGGAUAUAUUCCUUAACGAUCCCGAAUUGAAAGAUGAUCUCCCAAUUUCUUAUAUGUCACACAAGGAGCUGUACGAACAUGCCGUGCGUAAAUCUGUACGAAUUGCCGAGAAGAUUCGGGAAAUCCGCGACAGUGGCGAAGAUAAUGUUGAGGUCUAUAACGCUCUUCUAGGUGGUUCCCUUGGUACUGCUCUGCUCAAAGAAGGCAAUCCCAUGGCAUUGCAUUUUGUUAUGUUCGUGCCCACGAUUAUGGGGCAAGGUACCAUGGAUCAACAAGUUGAAUGGCUACCCAAGGCUUGGGAUUGUUCCAUUAUUGGUACAUAUGCUCAAACAGAAUUGGGUCAUGGUACAUUUUUGCGUGGCCUCGAGACACGGGCCGAUUAUGAUGAAAAGACACAGGAGUUUGUACUGAAUUCACCUACUCUAACUUCAUACAAAUGGUGGCCUGGAGGAUUGGGUCACACCGCCAAUUAUGCUGUGGUCGUGGCACAACUCUUUACGAAGGGCCAAUUCCGUGGUCUGGCACCAUUCAUUGUACAAGUACGUGACGAGGAAACCCACAUGCCAAUGCCGGGUAUCGAUAUCGGCGAAAUCGGCUCCAAAUUGAGUAUGAAAUCGGUGAAUCAAGGUUAUUUGGGUUUCAAAAAUGUACGCAUUCCCCUCAAUAAUAUGUUGAUGAAAAAUCAACAGGUCUUACCCGAUGGCACCUAUGUACCACCCAAAAAUUCCGUUCUCACUUAUGGUACAAUGAUGUUUGUACGUGUUGCCUUGGUACGUGAUGCUGCCAUGGCAUUGGCUAAGGCGUCAACAAUUGCCUGUCGUUAUUCAGCUGUACGUCGUCAGAGUCCCAUUGAUCCCAAAGAACGUGAACCACAAAUUAUGGAUCACACCACCCAGCAAUUGAAAGUAUUUCCCAUAAUUGCCAAGGCUAUUGUCUUCAAGGCAAAUGGUGAAAAUAUUUGGAAUAUGUACAACACAAUUACCGCCGAGGUGGAGAAGGGUGCCUUGGAUCGUUUGCCAGAAAUGCAUGCUUUGUCAUGUUGUCUAAAGGCUAUUGUUAGUUCAGAUGCUGCUGCCGGUGUUGAGACGUGUCGUUUGGCCUGUGGUGGUCACGGCUUUAUGGAUAGUUCUAAUUUCCCCACAUUAUAUGGUAUGGCCACAGCCGUGUGUACUUAUGAAGGUGAAAAUACUGUAAUGUUGUUGCAAACCGCUCGUUAUUUGGUUAAGGUAUAUGGUCAGGCAUUGAAUGGUGUUAAAUUGGUGCCAACCGUAGCCUAUAUUAAUGAAGCUAUUAAAACGAAAAAGUUUAAUAGCUUUGAUGGUUCUCUUGAGUCGAUUGUCCGGGCAUUCCAAUUUGUGGCAGCAAACAAGGUGCGUAUUGCCUAUGAGCGUAUGGAACAACGUCGCAAGCAAGGUUAUGGUCCAGAAGUAACUGCCAAUAUGUGUGGCAUUGAACUUACCCAAGCAGCUGAUCUCCAUGGUCGUGCUUUCUUGGCCUCUUCUGCCCUCUAUGAAUUGACCAAGCUAUCUUCACAAGUUUCCAAGGCCUUGGCUGAUGUCUUAAUGGUCAUUUUGGAAUUGUACUUAGUUGAUGCUUGCCUUAACCGCCUUGGUGAUUUCUUGAGAUUCAUUGAUCUGACCGACACGGAUGUCAGCAAUUUGGAAUUACGUUUACAAAACUGCCUUAAACGUCUCCGUCCCAAUGCCGUUGCCAUGGUUGAUGCUUUCGGUAUUCACGAUCGUAUUUUGGACUCCGCAUUGGGUGUCUACGAUGGCAAUGUAUAUGAACGGAUCUUUGAAGAAGCCAAGAAGAGUCCGUUGAAUCAGGAACCCGUCAAUCAAUCAUUCCACAAGUACUUGAAACCAUUUAUGAAGGCAAAAAUGUAA
Musca vetustissima is the source of this 2048-nucleotide messenger RNA. It is a transcript of the gene ACOX1, whose product is annotated as probable peroxisomal acyl-coenzyme A oxidase 1. The transcript has 7 exons. Gene Ontology annotation, cellular component: peroxisome. The record is from RefSeq and is a predicted model, not a curated record. Lineage: Eukaryota; Metazoa; Arthropoda; Insecta; Diptera; Muscidae. Gene Ontology annotation, molecular function: fatty acid binding; FAD binding; acyl-CoA oxidase activity. Gene Ontology annotation, biological process: lipid homeostasis; fatty acid beta-oxidation using acyl-CoA oxidase. The coding region runs from base 42 to 2048 and encodes 668 amino acids.